Rodentolepis nana is the source of this 345-nucleotide messenger RNA. Lineage: Eukaryota; Metazoa; Platyhelminthes; Cestoda; Cyclophyllidea; Hymenolepididae. The record is from the annotation of a GenBank genome assembly.
AUGUCGAUUGAUCUCAGCCAAUCAGUCCAACACAACGGGUAUCAAAGCAAUCUUCCAUGUUAUGACCUCGUGGCUACGCGCUCAAAUAACGCCUUUCCUGAGCAUUGGCAGCCAACGCAAUCGUUCUUAGAAGAGAUCCCUGAAGUGGGUCCAUCCCAAGCUGACAAUCAACGAAGAAUACACGACUCUGAUCCUCUAUUUCAACAUGCAGAAUGUUUCAUUAAAUCCCUUUUUCCCAAAGUUCCACCAUAUCUCAAAUUUAAUUUGCAUGGAACAAAAGUUCGACCCCUUCCCUCGUUAUUCCGAAGGCGGCUUCGUUUCAAGACCAGCAAUGUAAUCCCUAAA